AUGCAAACUAAGAACCUCACGUAUGUGACAGAAAUCAUCUUAGUGGGACUCUCCAACCACCGACAGACACAGAUCCCUCUCUUUUGCGUGAUCCUGCUCAUGUACUUGCUUACUGUUGGAGGGAAUCUACUGAUUAUCCUUUUGGUGAGAACCAGCUCCCACCUCCAAACCCCCAUGUACUUCUUUCUGAUGCACCUCUCAGGACUAGAGAUCUGUUACGUCACCAGCACCUUGCCCCAGAUGUUGGCUCACCUGCAGUCUGGGAAUGGAACCAUGUCCUUCCCCCGUUGCAUGGCCCAGCUGUACGUUUCCUUGUCUUUAGGGGGUGCCGAAUGCGUCCUGCUGGGUGCCAUGGCCUACGACCGCUACCUGGCCAUCUGUCAUCCUCUGACAUAUGCCAUCAUCAUGGGCAGAUGGCACCAGUUGCAGCUAGCCUCAGUGUCCUGGGCCACUGGCUUCCUCUUUGCUUCGAUUAACAUGGUGUGCACACUCCGUUUGUCCUUCUGUGGCCCCAACCGUCUCAACCACUUCUUCUGCGAGCUGCCCAUGUUGGUGAAACUGGCUUGUGGCGACACUCACGUCACAGAGGCCAUCCUUUUCGUUCUGUCAACGGUGGCCUCGCUGGGCCCCCUGUCUGUUAUCCUGACUUCUUAUGGGCUCAUUCUGUCCACGGUGUUACGAAUGCCGUCUGCCUCAGGACGCCACAAGGCCUUCUCCACGUGUGCUUCCCACUUGGCCGUCGUCACCAUGUUCUACGGCACCAUCAUCUCGAUGUACUUGAUCCCCCGGUCGCACACGGCCCCUGAUCGCGACAAGCAAAUCGCUGUCAUUUACGUGGUGAUCACCCCUCUUCUCAACCCGAUCAUAUAUACUUUGCGGAACAAGAAUAUCCACAGGGCGGUGACGAAAGUGCUGCAAAGGAAGGUGUUCGCAUCAAAAUACUGA
This is a messenger RNA of Gekko japonicus, 945 nucleotides long. RefSeq names its product olfactory receptor 2G3-like. The record is from RefSeq and is a predicted model, not a curated record. Gene Ontology annotation, cellular component: membrane. Gene Ontology annotation, molecular function: olfactory receptor activity; G protein-coupled receptor activity. The transcript has a single exon. NCBI's taxonomy places the organism in Eukaryota, Metazoa, Chordata, Lepidosauria, Squamata, Gekkonidae. Bases 1 to 945 code for a protein of 314 amino acids. Gene Ontology annotation, biological process: G protein-coupled receptor signaling pathway.